Molecule: messenger RNA, 8503 nt
Organism: Bemisia tabaci
Lineage: Eukaryota; Metazoa; Arthropoda; Insecta; Hemiptera; Aleyrodidae
Biological process (GO): transmembrane transport; monocarboxylic acid transport
Molecular function (GO): monocarboxylic acid transmembrane transporter activity
Source: RefSeq, a predicted model, not a curated record
GCGACUCCGCAGCGCGUCUCUUCGCCGCUAGUUUAUCCCCCCGCGCGGCCGCCCCUUCAGGCGGCGACUUUAUCGAUCAUUCGCCCCGAGCUUUUUUCACCACUCCGAUAUCGGCGGCUUAUCGGCAGCGCCGGAGCGGAAAAAAGAGCCUUUCGCCGCGGCAUGGAGCUCAUGCCUCGAGUCCGGCCUUUUUUCGCGCGUCUCCAGUCCGUGCUCGUCUUUCGCGCGUCGCGGUGAUCGCCAUGGUGAAUCGUGCGGAAGCUCCUUCGACAGAUCGGACGUGUCUUUAGUGGGUUCCCGAUCGGACGUGUCUUUAGUGGGUUCCUGACUCCCGGUUCUCGAUCAGACGUGCCUAUAGUGGGUUCCCGGUUCCCGAUCGGACGUGUCUCUCGUGGGUUCCUGGUUUCCGGUCGGACGUGUCUUUAGUGGGUUCCUGGUUCCCGGUUCCCGAUCGGACGUGUCUCUAGUGAGUUCCCGGUUCCCGAUCGGACGUGUCUCUAGUGGGUUCCCGGUUCCCGAUCGGACGUGUCUUUAGUGGGUUCCUGAUUCCCGGUUCUCGAUCAGACGUGUCUUUAUUGGGUUCACGGUUCCCGAUCGGACGUGUCUCUAGUGGGUUCCUGGUUCCCGGUUCCGAUCGGACGUGUCUCUAGUGGGUUCCUGGUUCCCGGUUCCGAUCGGACGUGUUUUUAGUGGGUUCCCGGUUCCCGAUCGGCAAUAUGGCUCAACACUACUGCAACUGCGCCCACAGAUACCAGCCGGAGCUUCUAUACUGCAACCUCAAUGUACCCUUCACCGUGUACACCUUAAGCCGGACGGAGAGCGAAUGCUCAGAGCGGGGCGAGGAAGCGGCCCGGCUGACGGGGGGCGAUGGGGACGAGUGCAGCCCCUCGGCGGAGGAGGACAACAUGUCCUACUGCGAGUACCACGACAUCCCGCCGCCCCCGGACGGAGGCUACGGCUGGGUCAUCGUCUUCGCCUCCUUCCUCAGCAACAUGAUCGUCGACGGCAUCGCCUACACCUUCGGCAUCUUCCUCCAGGAGUUCGUCAAGCACUUCGGCGAGAGCCAGGGCAAGACCGCCUGGGUCGGCAGUCUCCUCUCAGGAAUGUACCUCAGCGCCGGUCCGGUGGUAAGUGCCCUGACCAACAAAUUCGGUUGCCGGAAGGUGUGCAUCACAGGAAGUAUCGUCAGUUGCCUCGCUUUCGUUCUCAGUAUCUUCUCGGCUAACGUCAAUCAACUCAUGCUCUCCUACGGGGUUCUCGGAGGUAUCGGUUUCGGGUUGAUAUACCUGCCUGCAGUCGUGUGCGUGGGCUACUACUUCGAAACGAAGCGAUCUCUGGCCACGGGGAUCGCAGUGUGUGGCUCGGGGGUCGGCACUUUCGCUUUCGCCCCCUUCGCUGCGUUUCUCAUAGAACAGUACGGUUGGAAGGGCGCCAACUUGAUAUUGGCCGGCCUCAUCCUCAAUUGUGCCGUUUUCGGUGCAUUAAUGAGGCCUCUAGAAUAUCCAAAAGGUUCAGGAACCAAGCCAUUAUUACAGAGAAUGGCUGAUGAGCGGCGUUUCCAGAUGGAACGAGGUUCAAUAGGUGGCUCCUAUUUCAUAGUCCAACUUCCAGAUGGAAGCAUGGAAAAGCGUCUUAAGAUGCCAAUUAACGUUGACCCCGGAGUUCAUUCCAGCUUUAAUUUGGACCAGUUAGUCGCUGGGUCUCCAAUAACUCCAGUUCCUACAAUGCCAGUUCUGCCUACCAUUUCAGAAGUCAAAGCACCAGAACAAAGUGGCUCAAGUAACAAUUCAAGCAGUGGCAGUGCCAACGAAUUAAAACUAGAUUUAAAAAAAUCCGCAAGUACAAAAAAGAUCGAAGGAGUUGAAGAGGAAGAGGAAAAACAGGGAGAAAAACAAAAUAACAUAGAUAAUAAAGAUAGCAAAGAAAACAAAGAUGCCAAAUCUAGUAAAGAAAAUGUGAAAGUCAAAAGCAAUGAGAAUGUAAACGAGAAGAUAGAAUUGAACGAAAGAACUCAAAAUGGCACUGAGCCUACUAAUAAAGGACUAAUGCCCAGGAAUGCCUCACAACCCUCAUUCACUUCACAUGCUCAAGGUCUUCCUAAAAAUGGCUCGGUCCCAUUUUUUGACCGAAUCCGUAAAACAAGCGCUGGUGAUAGAUAUCGUCCUCCAGUAGCUGCCAUGAAAGUACCGCGUCCCAAUGUUAGCUCAAAUACUGACAUGAGAAAAUCAUUGCACCUUCGUCUUUCCGCUUCGUCCAAUCUAGGAGGAAGUAAAAAUAACAACUGUGAUGAAAUGUGGUCAAAAACAGACAUUGAUAGUGAGAGUGUAUGUUUUGCUGUAUCGAAGCAAAGUCUUCACGCACGUAAAGAGAUGGUGAGACCAUUAUCUCGCAAAGAUAUUUUCUAUUCUGGUAGUGUGAUCAAUUUACCAGAGUAUCAAACGCAGAAAUCACUGACAAGUUAUCGGCAGAGUGUUGUCUCGCUGCCCAGAUAUGGCACCCAAAGAGCCAUGGAUGGUGGAGACGUUGAAAAAGGACCUCCGGAUCUAUGUCCCUGCUUCGCAUUGCCUGAUUCGUUCAAAUCAGUAUUGUCUUCUAUGCUGGAUUUGUCUCUUAUUAAAGAUCCUGUUUUUAUGUUCAUCGGGUUAAGCAACGUUUUUGGAAUGGCCGGACUGUAUGUGCCAUUUGUGUACCUAGUUGAUGCUGCUAAACAGCAGGGAAUAGAAGAUAGCAAAGCCUCGUUUUUGAUCUCCAUCAUCGGAAUUAUCAACACAGUCGGUCGAGUUGGUUGCGGAUUUAUUGCUGACUUUCCCUGGGUGGAUUCUUUGUUGUUGAAUAAUAUAUGUUUAAUAAUAUGCACUCUCUCCGUUGCCGCCGUUCCUAUUUGUUCAACUUACGUGCAUUACAUCAUAAUGUGUGUGUUCUUUGGAUUGGCAGUCUCUGGCUAUAUUUCCUUGACUUCCAUAAUUUUGGUUGAUUUACUUGGGCUGGAUAGAUUAACAAACGCAUUUGGAUUGUUAAUUCUUUUCCGUGGUGCUGCAGCCAUCGUAGGAUCUCCCUUAGCCGGAGCAGUGUUAGAUGCAACUCAUUCGUAUGAUUUACCCUUCUACAUGGCGGCUCUUUUCUUCUUGAUUUCGGCAAUGUUCAGUUUUCUCGCUCCUGCCAUGAAGAGGUGUGUGACAGUGGAAGAGCCAGCUCCAAUCGGGGAUGCCCUAACACCCAUAGAUGAAGAUGAGGAGGAAGAAGAAGAUGAUGAUGAAGAUCAGGAUGAUGAACCGCCAACAAUGGGUGUUAUUCCUGAAAUAGUCGAAACUAAACCGUCCCCUGUCAACCCACCGGAGCGCAAGUCUCCUCUCCAUGAAAUCGAGUCAUGUCUUUGAAUGUGUGUUUAAUCGUACGUCCGUUGCGCUCCUCAUGCUCGACCAAGUGACUUUUGUUAGUUUUCCUUUGUUCUCAUAACUGUCCUAUUGCCGGGAUUAGACUUGGUUUUGCUGUUCUUACCAAAAAUAGAGUGUAUUGAAAUUUCCUAUAAAUAGUUCAUUGUACAUACAUUGCUGCCAACCUUAAUUUUGAUUCAGCAAAAUAACCUAUGUCUUAUUUUGCGUCAUUAAGUUGUAAGUGUUGUUUUUAAUAUUGUCUCAUCAUCAAUUUGCGACAAAUUCUGUAUUGUAAAUAUUUUUCAUGUUUCAAUUUAUUUAAAACAUCAAGGUAAACAUUUUUUUUAAAUCUCUUCUAAACCAUCGAAAGUCGUCCAAUGUUUCCUUUCUAUAUUAAUAAGUGGUACAUCAUGAAUAGAUGAAGCAUUCCAAUUACAGAUUUUCUUUCGAAAAUUGGUGUGGAACUAUGUUUCGGGGGGUUUUGGUACUUCAGGAGUUUUUAAGAGGCCUUUCUUCCCAAAUGUUGGGGUAUGUCCAAAAUUUCAAGGAUUUCCCUGAUAUAAGAUAGAGGAGCAUGUGGAUGAGGUAGGAUCUUGGUGUAAGAAUACUAGUACCAGAAAUAAUUAAAUACCAGAUAAAGUACUUUCUUUUAUCCCAACUUUUGUUAGCUUGAUGUUUUGUGAUAUUUACAUAUUAAUAAGCUGCGAUGCAUAAGCCUAUUUUAAUCGAAACUAUCUACUUCCAUUUUACAUUUCCUAAUAACUACGGUUAUUGUCAAGAAUUCAUUUGCAGUGGGACAGGUAUUAUCUGUUUUCACUCAGUGCUUGUUCCAAUCAAGCUGCAUCUUUUGGUAUUAUUUUAGGUUUUUUAGGAACAGCCUUUUACUUCUUUCUUGAGUUUUUCUGCUUUAAGCUUAACAUAAAUGCUGUGGAUAAAAAGGAAGAACUGGUUUGUCGUUGCUUUAUGACGAAAGUUGAACAAAUGUCACCUCUUUGUAAAUAUUUUUUAUUAUAUACAAUUUUGUUUUUAGGGAAAUUGUGACAUAUUUUAUAUUUUUUUAAUGACUUAAAUUUUUACAUUGUCAGAGGAAAAUAGAUCCGAUCCUUUUUUAUGCAAUAUUUUUCGCUCCCUCUUUUGUUCUUCAUUUUUUUGUUUAUUAUUUAUCCAUUUAUUUCAGUUCAACUUUUUCAAUUUUUUUUCCCAGAAAUGAGAUUCAUUUGUUUUGUAAUAAUGUAUAAUCUUAAAGAAUUAAUUCAAUGCUUGUGUAAAGGUAACUGUCAUUUGAGUUCUCAUUUAUACGUAAAUAAUCAUUAUGAACAUUAAUUUGCUCCCUUUGAAAGUACAACUAGACAAAUCGUAAGUGAUGGAUUUCAAAGCAAUUAAUUUUAAAUAGCAUGAUGCCAUAAUUGUAACCAUGUGUAUAGUCAUUACCAGACCUCUUCUCCGCUUUUUUUAAGGAGAAAAAAAAUGCUUACUUCAAGCUUGAAAUGAAAUCUUUAGAUGAACCAGUUAUAUUAUUCUCUUCCUUUAUUGACAAGAAGCUCCCACUCAAAUCCUUCAAAGAUCUUCAAAUUCUUGUGCAUAUACCUACCUUGUUGUCCAAGUCAUUUCACCUUUCUUGUGAGUUUUCUGGAUGAUUCUGAGUUGGUGAUCUAAUUUACUUAUACGUCAAUAUUUGACGACAGUUCAAAGUUCCUUCUUAAUCACCGUGCUCAGAAUUGGAAGCAUUUCUCUCUUCCUUUCUUCAUUUUUUACCACUUCAACAUUAAGGCCUAAGGUCAAUGCAGUCAAUGUUUUGCUCAGAUUUAUUAAUGGCAAUUCACUGUUUUUGGCACUCUCCGACGAAUUGAAUUUGGUUGAUUUGUUCUCAAACAUGGACACAAUGCACCUUGAAGGUGUUCUUUUUUUGUCUCUUUUUUUGUAGAAAUUUCAAAGCUUGCGUCUAUUUUUGUUACCAAGAAUCAAUCUGAAGAAUACUUUUUUCUCAAAGAACUUAAUUUUACCAAUCUUAUUCAUAUAGUUUCCUGAGCAUUGUUAGGAUUGUUAAACGUUUAAUUUGUAUUUGUAAACUAAAUCAUAGAUUUUACUUUGUAAAUAUUCUAGCAAAAAUUAUCGUAAAACUUGACUGAGAGUAUUUAUGUGGAUCUCUGAUGACAUCUGAAUUUUCUUUGUUUAUGACUAUUCAUUUUCUCCAUGAGUCUAUCAAAAAUCUGCAAAAUUUCUUUUAUCACGCUAUUUUAACACGCAUAUGAGAGUCAUGCUAUGAAAGAAAAUAUUUCAUUCAAAAAGAGAGGCAUCACCAGAUAGUGAGUGAGCCGUGGGAAGAUAGGUUACAUUAAAAAGAGAAUAAAAAAAUAUCUCGUUUGUUUCAAGAAAAUCCAUUCUUAAAUAUAUCAAUAGUGUGCCACACGAAAAAUAGUUUUCAGGUUUUUCCCCAGAUUUCCCUUUUUUUCAUUGUAUCAAGCAUUGAAAACGUAUAAUAUCAUCGGAAGGAAACUUAGCUUUUUGAACACUUUUUUUUCUUUUAUUUCUUUUCCACACUCUUUCACUUUCCGGAGUACAUUUCCCGGUUUUUCGUGAGGAAAUUCAAUUGGAAGUCAUUCAGUUUAAAUUUGUCUCAAAAUCAUUGUCGUGGUGCAAAUCCCAUUGAAUUAGAACCAAACAAAUAACAUGCUCUGAUUUGUUACUUAAGCGGCUGAAGUACUCAGUAUUUAAAAGUUUCUAGUUUUAAGGUUAUGUACUUUGAUUGAUUCUGCAUGGUGCCUUUAGAAGAAUAAUUCUCAGAUGAAGUAUCUUUCUUUGAAAGUAUGCACAUUUUUGGGUUAAAUCCAGACAAUUUCUGAAGUUUGAUUUAUUUAAAAAAUUUGCAGUAUAAGUCGGUGGUGAAACUGCAAAAACCUGUAUCUUGGUUUACAGGGCAGCAAACGCUCUGUCAUGAUUUAUUUUUUGAAUGGGAAAAUAUGCACCAUCAUUUCGUAAACUUCCCUGAUUUUUCUUCUCUGUGCGACAAAUGUACCCCGAAAAUUUCAGGCCGUAGUAUUUGUUCGUUUCCCUCUAAUGAAAUGAAAAAUGAAAGGUGAGAUUUUGAAACCUUACAAACCAUUUAUGCGUUUUUGCAAUUUCUCUAUGAAGUAUAAAUGUCGUACAGCCGUGGUCCUCUCUCCUUGAUAACUGUAUGAAAAUCCAGCAUUUGCUGAUUUUCAGUUUUUUUGUUGGAAUUUUAAGGUUUUAUCGGAAACUGUUGUCGCAGUAGUAAUACAUGAAAAGCAAAACUUGUCAACCAUCAGCUUCAUACCCUCAGUUUGCAGCAAUCCUUAAAAAAAGAUGAGACCAUAAUCUAAUCGAACCGAUAAAUUUGUCACCCUCUACAUUUCUAGAGGGAGUAUUUUCACAGAUUGGCAGGUAUAAAUUACUGAGUAUAUUGACAGUCAAGUAGACCUCUCAGUAAUUUUGUAAUAGCUGCCGUUGCAUUUCAGUGAUGAGGAAAUUCUUAAGACGUCCAUUCUGUCUGUAUUAUUCCGUGUGCUAUUGCAUUAUGUACUAUAAUUUUUCAUUAAAGUGUUUCUGGUAGUAAGUCCAAGACUUGGUGUACAGCUCAAAAUCAGUUCAUCAGUUGUAAGCCUGUUAUAUAGCAUCAACAUUUUUACUUUUCCUCCAAACUAACAACCUUCGCAUUGAUGAAAAAUUCUAUAAGAUGCAAGUCAAAGUUACCUAAUUUGCUCUUCAACCAUGCAAUGCAUUUUAGACGCACGCUCUGUCCAUUGAGAUUAGUCAAAUUAUUGAUAAAUAUUGUUUAUAGGCUGUAAUUUACUUUUAGUUUUCAAAUUUUUGUCCUCGCUUGUCAAUUCUUUAUGGUUCAUCAUUUUUUGGCUUGCCGUAACAUAAGAAAUUACAGGUUGAAAAAAUAACGCCCAGUAUGGCUGUAAUGCUGGAAACUAUGGAAGGUAAUGGAGUAAUGGAGUUCCUUUCUAUCAAUCUUAUCUGAAGUUAAGGAUUACGGUCGGCCAGUUUUGAUGUUGAGAGCUCAGCAGGUUAAGAGGAACAGAGAGAGGCAAGGUUAUCCAUUAUCACCUAUUAUGGUUUCCAUAGUAUCUCAGUUAAAUAGCUUAGCUGUGCGUCAUUAAUUACUCAUGGUUCAAUAACAAGUCUUACCUAAUGUGCAUUUUCCAUGUGUUCACUAGCGCUAAAACGUUUCAUAAUUAUCGGAUUUUUAGUGACCCCUGUCAGCUGGUUCCUCAAACACUUGUUAAACAUCUGCAUAUUAUAUCUGACACCCAAAAUAAAACAAAUUAAGCUACCUACAAACAGAAAGAAUGUUGUCAACAUUUUUAGCAUGAUGAGAAAAAAGUUGUCCGGGAUUGAGCUCUCAAAGAAGUACGCAAUUAUUAUUUUAUGUGCAUCUUCUAAUUACAGGCUAGUUUGUUUUUAAGUUAAUAUUGUGUACCUGAAUGAAUUGGUUGGGCUUCUAAAAUUAGUGCAAGAUUUUACGUUUUACAUGCUCUGGUCAUUUGGAAUCCCCCAAUUCUUUAGAUCUUAUCAACUACCCUGAACUUUAGAGUGUGCAAUUUUUUGCAGUGAAGAAUUCUCAUUAUAGCUGAAUUGUAACCGUUAAGUACAUUAAUGUCAAGUCAUACCCAUAUUGCUGUAUGUAUAGUAAAGCACUUCAUGAGGUUUUUAUUUGUCAAUUGACUGCCUUCCACAAUGGGAUUUUGAAAAGAUAAAAUAAAGUGGAAGGCCUUUCAAUAGACUCGGUGCAAGUUUGGCAGCAAUUUUCUCUUAAUAUCCGCAUGACUUUGCAUCAUUAAUAUCCCAAACAAUAUAUUUGAAAUUGCAACUUGUCCUAAUGACAGUGCUAAGUAUCAACUAUUUUUCCUUUCGGUAUUCAAACCAUUUCCGAUGUAUGAUCUAUGUUUGGCUGAACAGGUAAGCUUGAACCUCUGAGUGGCACAUUUACAAAAUCAAAUGUGAGAAGUUAAAAGUGAGGAAAUUAUAAGUGAUGUCCAGAUUCAUUCGUACUUGUGAUUGACACAACCUACUAUGGGUUUUAUUUUUGUUUCAAAAUUCAUUACGACUUGAAUCACUCUCCUUGUAAAAUGCUUGUAAAUAAAUCAAAUUUUAUUUUAAUAUUA